Messenger RNA from Myripristis murdjan (pinecone soldierfish), 6382 nucleotides. RefSeq names its product retinitis pigmentosa GTPase regulator a (gene rpgra). Bases 36 to 5264 code for a protein of 1742 amino acids. Lineage: Eukaryota; Metazoa; Chordata; Actinopteri; Holocentriformes; Holocentridae. Gene Ontology annotation, molecular function: ubiquitin protein ligase activity. Gene Ontology annotation, biological process: ubiquitin-dependent protein catabolic process; intraciliary transport; protein ubiquitination. The transcript is spliced from 13 exons. The record is from RefSeq and is a predicted model, not a curated record. Gene Ontology annotation, cellular component: cytoplasm; photoreceptor outer segment; Golgi apparatus.
GAUGAGAGGUGUGAGCGGGACAGCACGGCGUGGAGAUGACAGGACAGACCGAUGAUGACAUACCCGAGACUGGAGCCAUCUUCACAUUUGGAAAGAGCAGUUUUGCUGACAAUGUGCCGAGUAAAUUCUGGCUGAAGAAUGAUCAUCCGGUGCACAUCUCGUGUGGCGGAGAACAUUCUGCUGUCAUCACAGGCAAUGGGAAGCUGCUCAUGUUUGGUAGUAAUAGUUGGGGUCAGCUGGGACUCGGAUUAAAACCCACUGCCACAAAGCCUACAUCUGUGAAAGCCUUGAAGUCUGAGAAGGUGAAGUUUGCAGCUUGUGGGAGAGAUCACACAAUCAUCUGUACAUGGCGCGGUAGUGUGUAUGCUGCUGGCAGUAACCACGAGGGGCAGCUUGGUCUGGGUCACUGCAACGACACUACAUCUUUUCACCCGCUGCAUCCCUUCUGUGACCAUGCACCGAUCAAAAUGCUCUCUGCAGGAUGCAACACCUCAGCUGCCUUAACAGAGGACGGGAGGCUGUUCAUGUGGGGAGAUAACUCAGUGGGUCAGAUUGGUUUGGGGGAAGAGGGUUUUGCCCCAGAACCGAGAGAGGUGAAUGUGGGGCAGCUGGUGUCAUGGGUGUCCUGUGGGUACCACCACUCAGCAUUUGUCACAGUGGAUGGAGACCUCUACACAUUUGGUGAGAGUGGAAAUGGAAGGCUUGGUCUCUACCCAGAGCAACUGGCCAAUCACAGAGUCCCACAGCGGGUGCAGGGCAUUGUGGGUCGUGUCACUCAGGUGUCUUGUGGAGGGGAGCACACAGUGGCACUGACAGAGGAGGACGUGUACACAUUUGGCAGGGGUCAGUACGGUCAGCUGGGACUGGGGACGUUCCUGUUUGAGGCUGAUCUGCCAAAACCAGUGGAGCAUUUCCGUAAUGGCAACAUCAGCCACAUCAUUUGUGGAGAGAGCCACACUGCUGUGAUCACAAACAGUGGGCUGCUCUACACCUUUGGUGAUGAUCGCCAUGGGAAACUGGGUUUGGGCGAGGAGAAUUUCAUCAACCAGUUCAACCCAACGCUCUGCACACGUUUCCUCAAAUACAGCGUUCAGCUGGUGACCUGCGGUGGUAGUCACAUGCUGGUGCUGGCCACACCCAGACCACCAGAGAACGGAGACGUAGAGAUGGAGAAGGACGGUGACAUUGUAGAGGACCAUUUGGAGUUGAGAUACAAAGAAAUACUUUUGCGAGACCCUCUGAUCACUCACGGCCCGCAAAUUCCACCCCGAUUCUGCCACCUCUCUGCCCGAGCCCGCCGCAGAGAGAAGGUGGAGAUUAUAUUUAUCAGAACAUCCCCAAGGACAAAUGCCAAAAAAACAUUGUACCCAAAGGCAACCGCCAGAAAAGCCUUAAGCAACAAACGGUCACCUCAACUACCACCUAAGGAGUCCCCAAGCCUCGCUGGAUCCCCCAGUCUUGUCUCUGAUAAACAGCCGGGGGAUGAGGAGCAGAAUUACACUGUGGAGCAUCCUGCCUCGCCGCAAACAGCAGAAUCCCAUCAAACAGAAAUUGUCAUUGAAGAUGUGGAGGACAACACCUCUGAGACAGGAGUCGACCAUGAGAUUUUGCUAAAGAUGGAAAAGAAAAAGGGCAGAGCUCUUAGGAGAACUGCAGAGGAGCCAGAAAUGGCUGCUGAACAAAUCCAGCCCAAAGGGAGAGCAGAGUUAACGUCUGACAAGGCCUUGCCCGCAGAGCUGCUGAGAGGCUCCAGCUCCCUCUCCUUAAAGAGUGACGUCUCUUCACUGAAGAGCACCAAGAGUCUAAGUAACUCCCAAGUUACGUCCAAAGACCAGGAGAACAUUGCCAAGCAGGUAAAGUCCGGUAGAAUCAAAACUCAAGUUGACAAACAAGGUCAAAGGGAUAUUUCUCAGUCUUCACCUGGAGGUGCAAAACAAGAUAAAAGCAAAUCUACGGUAUCUAACCAAAGAAGUCCAAAACCUAGCCGGAGGACACUGACUGGGGCGCAGCAGAAAGCGACUGAAAUCAAGGAAAACACAAGGAAAAACGACCAGUUUAAGAAAAGCAGUGUCAAGGUCACCAAAGGAAAUGAGGUGAAAACUAAAAGUUCGAAAGCUGUAGAAAAAGCUAGAGAGGAAGGCAACACCGAUGCAGCAGUCCAAAGUAAAACCACUCAAGUCAAAUCUACCCCAGUUAAAGUUCAGAAACAGACGGAGCAGGUCCAAUCGACUCCUAAAAAAGAGCUAAAUAAGCCUCAGGGUGCCAAAUCGACACCAGUCAAAGUUCAAAGUAAACAACUGGAGGCAAAAUCGCCGCAAGCGAAAAGUAAAUCAAAAGAAAUCAUCACCACCCCUGCUAAGGUUAAACGUGAGAAACCCACCGAGGUCAAAUCGAACCCUGUUGAGGUGAAAAGGAAACCACAGUCCACUGCAGUCAAAGUUGAACGUAAACCUGCAGAGCAAACUCCGGCCAAAGGUAAAAGCAAAGGAAAGGAUGUGAAAAAUGGGCUCGCCUCUGCCAAGACUACUGCCUCUCAGAAAAUGAAAGGUAAACCUGUGGAUGAGCAGAAGCUCUCUGGAGUUGGCAGCAGUGAGCCAAAGGGGAAAAAGAAGGCAAAAGAACCUGAAAAUGAAAUGCAGGCAAAAACAAAGCCAGGGGCGGCAGAAAGGGAUGAAAGCACAAAUAAAGGUGAAGCACAGCUGGAUGAAACACCAAGCUCGCCUGCAAAAAUGAGCGAUCUAGACGUUGUCGGUGAUUUGAGGGCGACUCCAAAGAAGGUGAGGAGCAAGCCGAUCCAGGUGUCCAGCCAGCCCUCGCCGUAUCUCAAUAAACCCAGUGAGGAGAUGAGUGAACCGCUCAACUCUCAGAGCCCCAAGAGAACCGAGGUAAUUUCUGUCAGUGGAGCCAAAUCCCCUCAAAGCUCUGCACCUGCUGACAGGGAUCUGCUGAUUCCUGAAAGAGAGAGACUGAAGCUCUCAGGGGAGGAUACUCAGAGCCUGACUGAAGAUAAUAAACCAAAGUGGGGGGAAAUUCUCAGCGAUGCGGCCGCUCUUCUUCCUGCCGCGGGGAUGACAGGAGUAGCCGUGGGGGUCCUGAGCGAGGCCGUGACAACGGUGAGGGAUUUCCGUUCCGAAAGCGAAGCCCCUUCCUCUGCGCAGCCCAGGAGAUCCAGUCGCUCCGAGCGCUUUAAGAAGCAGGUGGCGGUCAGUCAGUCGUCCUUCUCCUCAACCAUUUCAGGGUCACUUUCAACCACAGAACCGAAUCCGGCAGAACAAGGCAAGAGGGAAGACAUUCAGGUCAGCGUCCUUCUAGAGCCGGGAGACGCCCACCAGGAAGAUGAAGGCGACGACACCACCGAGGAUCAGACGUGGAGCAGGACGUCAGAACAGGAGGCAGAGAAGAGCGAAGUGUCCCAGCAGACCGCGAUGAGAGGUGAGACAGAGACGGAUGAAGAUGAGAAAAGUGCAACACAGAGUUCGCAGAUGAAGAGCAGUGGCACAGACGUCGAAAGUUCCCAACAGGAGCCUGAGGAAGACGACGAGGAUGAAGAUGACAAAAGCAGCAAGGUUUCACAAGAGGGUGAGGGAGAGGAUGAGAGCGAGUUAGGAGGGGCAGAGAGUGAUUCUGACGAGGAGGAGGAGAAGGAAGAGGGAGAGAGUGGAAGUGGCGUAGAAGAAGAGGAGGAAAGAAGCGAAGUGAGUGUGGAAACAGAGGCCGAAGAAAGCAGUGAUUCUGGGAGUGGUGGGGAGGGUGAGGAAGAGGAAGACGAGGCAAGCGAAGGGGGAGAGGGUGAGGAGCAAGCAGAUUCUAGCGAUGAGGAAGAAGACGAGAGCGGUGAGAAGAGUGACUACAGCGAUACUGACGCAAGUGUUGAGGGGGAGGAAGAAGAGGGAGAUGAAAGCAGUGAGGCAACAGGAAAAGGAGAGAGUAGCUCUGAGGCAAGUGAAGAGGAAGAGGAGAGUAAAGACGAGUCCAGUGAAGCGGAAAAUAAAGACAAUGAGGAAGAGGAAGAAAGUGGAGUAAGCUCUGAUGAAGACAGCGAAAGCGGUGAGGAAUCGGCGAGUUUGUCAGGCAGCAAGAGUGAAGAAUCAGACACGGAGGAGGAGAGCGAAGGAAAUGACGCUGCGGAGACUGAAAAGAGUGAAGAGAGUGAGGAAGAAGAGGAAAACGAGGAGGAGGGGGAGAGUGGAGCAGAGGAGGAAGGAGAGGAUGAAGAGUCAACCAAAAGUGAGGAUAAGCAGAGAGACUCAGAGGAGGAUGAAGACAAAGGUGAGAGUGAGGGAGAGGAUGAUGAUGAUGAUGAUGAUCAGACAAAGGACGAAGAGAGCCGAGAAGAUGAGGCAUCUGUCGAGGAAGAUGAAAAUGAGGAGGAAGGGGACAGCGUGGCUGAGGAGGAGGAGGAAGAGCAAGACAAGGAAAGUGACGGAGAAGCAGAGGAGGAGGAAGGAGGCGAUGAAGAGGCUUCAUUAGUGGAGGAUGAGGCUGAAGAGGAAGAGGGCGACGAGGAGGCUGCAGAAGAGGAAGAGGAGGACGAUGAAGAGGUUGCAGAGCAGGAUGACGGCGAGGAAGAGGGUGCAGAGGAGGAAGAGGAUGAAGGUGAGAAGGAAGAAGAAACGGAAAUAAAGGGGAAAAGAAAGAAGGACAGUAGUAAAGAGGUGAUGGUGGAGACUGAUGAGGAAGAGGAGGAGGAGGAUGGGGAGGAGGAAGAUGAAGAGGAGGAAGCAGAGAACGAAACAAAGGCAAAGAAAAAAGAGCAGAGAGAAGACCCAAAGGAGGAGGGGAAUGAUGAUGAAGAAAAUGAGGAAGAGGCUGAAGAAGAGGCUGAGGAGAGAGCCACGGUGGAGGAAGAAGAGAACGAAGAUGAGGAAGAGGAAGCAGAGGAGGAAGAGGAAGAGGAGGAAGAGAAUGAGGCAACAGAAAACGUCGCGAGGGUUAAACAAACAGAGAAGACGACUGAGGAAGAACAGGAGGAGGAGGAAGAGGAGGAAGAGGAGGAGGAAGGAGACAAAGAAGACAAUGAGGAGAAAAGUCAGAAAGAAGAGGAGGAAGAAGAAGCGGAGGAGGAGGAGGAAGAAGAAGAAGAAGAGGAAGAGGUAAAAUCAACAAAAGUAAAGCAGAAACCCGCAGACAGCAAAGUGAAGCAGCAGAGAGAAACACCCAGACCGGCUCCCAGGACAAAGCCGAGGGCGGCGGGGGAGAAGCAAGGCGCCGACUCCCAGCAGUUCUGGAGCAACGUGCUGCCUCAGUACCUGGACCUGCAAUGAAACGACGUCCAAUAACAAGAAGGACACUGACCCAAACCAUCAAUGACUAUGUUUUCAUGCACAAAAUAUUCUGGGUUUUGCCCUUUAUUCUGUAAAAGACAAUAUUCCUCCCACGCUGUUUACAUGGCUAAUAGGUAAACAGGCAGCCGUGCAUACUCCUAUUAUAUUUGCACAUAUCUGAGUCUUUCACAAUUUUUAAAAGUAGGUGUGUUUCUCCUUCUCACCUGAAACGUGGGCUUUUGUUAUGUGAAUGCAUCUCUAACCCAGCCAGGCAAACAACACGCAGAAAACACACAAAAACCCAACUGAGACACUUGAGAAACUGAGAAUCGCGCUGUGUGUGUGACCAAAGAGUUCUCCUAACACCUGAACGAUACUGGCAUAUCCCACGUCUCCAUCGGAAAAUGUUACAUUCGGAAAAAGGCCAAAUUCGGAAAAUAUCCAAAAGAAAUAUGCUGUUUGUCUGACCUGUAUCAAAUUAGGAAUAUUGUCAUAUUCAGAAUAACAGUGGAAAAUUAGUGUGCAUGUGAAUCUGCUGAGUCCUGUCCUGUCAAAGUGUCGUCGUUUAAGACACUGCAUCCUUAUCUGCUCAUUCAAGCUCACUCUUCAUUAAAGGUAUAAUUCACAAAAUUGCAGAAGACUGAGGGCUAGAAAAAUACAAUUACAGUAGCAUGUAAUUUCUUGGAUGAGUCCAUCAAAGUGGUUCUGAUUGUCACACCAACUCACUCAUAUGCUGUUAGCACUUCCAGGUUUGAAGCUAAAAGUUAGUAGGACUUAUGUGUUUCAGGUCUAAGAAACAGAAACAUUGUUGUCAUUACCUUGUUAAGCUGAUGACAGCAAGGCUUCGGCCAACAAGCAUGGGUUUUUCACUCAUUUACUAGAACAACCACAGUGGAGAGAAAAUCACUUUGGGACUAUAUCAAACAUUUUAAAUUUUACCUUUGUCUCACUGAGGCAUCAUCAGAUCAAAUUUAUUAUCAUUCACUGAAAACACCAUGCUGUGGACAGCCAUGUUGAAAGACCACACCUGGGCCAGUUCAGUACUUUAUCAGGGUGUUUAUGUGCACUUCCUGCUGGGAAGCUGGAAUACACAACAAACCCAACAGCACAUGAAUGAA